Anopheles bellator is the source of this 2019-nucleotide messenger RNA. RefSeq names its product nose resistant to fluoxetine protein 6-like. Bases 1 to 2019 code for a protein of 672 amino acids. The transcript is spliced from 11 exons. The record is from RefSeq and is a predicted model, not a curated record. NCBI's taxonomy places the organism in Eukaryota, Metazoa, Arthropoda, Insecta, Diptera, Culicidae. Gene Ontology annotation, molecular function: acyltransferase activity, transferring groups other than amino-acyl groups.
AUGAAGUUCCAGCUACUUGUGGUGAUAGUGUGGUGCAUUGUAUGCGCAAUCUCGGUGCAGUGUCGGCAUCAGCCGAAUAUGACCGAGUACAAGCUGAUGCCGCGAGUGUUUCAGUUCGACGAUUACGACGAUUGUUUGAACGAUGAUCCCACCGUUCCCGGAGUGUACUGCAUGGUGAAGGCGGUGGUGCAUCCCAACCAGUCGUCCCGCGUAUGGAGAGUGAUCGAAGAGUACUCCCGCAAUUGGAAGCAACAUCUGAAUCACGCGCAUCUGGAUCGAGGGAUCUGCCUGCAGAACUGUGCCCUAAAACUGGCAUCGCUCGACAAGACCAUAGAUCUCGCAAAGCUUGUGGUGCCGAAAUUUGAAAUCGAUUUUCCGUACAUCAUCAAAAAUGGCACAUUCCGUGACGUAGACGAGUAUAGACGCAACUACUCGACGAUGCUGGCCCAAUGCGUUAAUUACGACCUGAUGCAGCAACAUGGUAUACGGGCAUACACCGAGAUCGAAUACUGCGAUAGUAACACGAAGUCCUAUCCAAUUGAUAGUUUAGAAAUCGCUUUCUUAGUUGUGCUAGCCACUCUCUUGACGGUCGUACUUGUCUCAAGUUGGUACGACCAUCAUUGCAAAACGCAGCAUGGAUUGGAUCAUUACAAAACAGAACUUACUAGCAAAGUUUCCAUGGCAUUUGUAUCGUUUUCGAUCAUUCGCAACUGGUACCGUCUCACAUCCAGAGGCAAUGAUACACUGAGUCACUCCAUACGGUAUAUCCAUGCGGUAAGAUUUAUGAUAUUCAUGAUGAUAAACAUGGGUCAUAACAUCUUAUACGCUCAGCCACGGACGGCAAUGGUCAUCGAACGGAAAUACGAUGAGCUCGAUUCCAUGGUUAUUGCCAACGGAUCCCACGUAGUGACCACGUUCUUCUUCAUCGGGGCGUUAAUGUUGGUGCUGUCACUGGUAUCCAAAUUGGAAGAAACCGGCAAAAAACUUGGAAUCAUUGAAAUCAUAAUGAUAUCCAUUGCGCGCUACAUACGCUUAACUCCCGUCUACGCUUUUAUGAUGAUGUUAGAAGCCACGUGGUUGGUACGCUAUCUGGAUGGGCCCCUGUGGCGCAAGGGAUUUGAAACCUCACGUACCUACUGUCGCCGACAUUGGUGGGCGAAUCUCCUGUACAUCAACAACUACUACGCGACUGAUGAGCCGUGCAUGCAACAAUCGUGGUAUUUGGCGGCUGACUUCCACAUGUUCGUCUACGGAUUGGUGGUGUGUGCCAUUGUUCUGCGAUUUCCCAAACUGCGGACGUACAUUCUCUCCUUUCUGCUGUUAGUGUGGUCUAUGGCGGCAGCCAUUUUAGUGUACAUUAACGGAUACGAAGCGGUGACGGUUCUACCUCCACAACCGCUGAGAUUCUUUUUCUGGUACUGGGGCAUGUACCACGAUACAUACUUGCCUACCCAUAUGAAUCUGGUCAACUACACAGCGGCGAUUAUGGGUGCGUUCUACGUUCUACAUCUGAAGAAAACGAACUUCAAAGCACCAAAGAUGUUCGCGUUGCUGUGGUUUCUUGGCGUCUUGGCAAUGCCCGCCUAUUUCAUUUCGGGAUACUUCAUCUACAGCAACAUUUUUGAAACACCUGCCGUCUGGAUGGCACUACUAUACCCACUGGGGCGUAUAUUCUACACAGCUCUGAUGGUUUUGUUCACUGUCGGUUUCUUCUUCCGCGCCAGCAAAUUCGUACUCCGUAUGCUUAAUGUCCACUUCUUUGGCGUUCUCGGACGCUUGACGUACUGUGCGUACCUGUGUCACUUGUUCAUUACGAGGGCAGCAUCCUUCGGCACGAGGCGUUCGGUUAAUAUUGGUGUUUUUGAGAUGAACACAUCCAGUUGGGCGACCUUGGUAAUGUCCUACGUACUUGGUUGGGUGCUUUGCUUGACACUAGAGUCUCCGUUCCUUGCCCUCCAGAAGCUACUCUUUGAGAGUCUGAACAAGAAGCGCCCUCGUGUUGAAAGUGUCCAGAAGUAG